GGUUUUGCUCAUGGCGGGAAAAUUGGACAUCGCGCGCGCGUUAACUUCGAUAGCGGCAUAACGCAAAGUUUGUCUUUUCACAAUGUUUUUGUGGUGGUGAUUUCAUAGAUGAUUAUUUUCGUGAAAAAAAAGGCGACUUGAUAUAUCAAAUCGAUUCAAGCAACUGUUAUAAAAGUCGGGUGACAAUUGGAGCCGAGAAUGGACUUGCUAAAAGCUCUUGCAUUUCUGCUUUGGAAACUUUGUCUAAAUAUCUUCAACAAAUUAUGGCCUUCUGUUUAUCGCGUUUAUAGCCAUUGUGCUAGAUUGCUUUUCGUAUGGAACAAAUGUAUCAAGGUUACAUAUGGAUUCAUGGUGGAUACUUUUUACAACGGGAAUAUUUCGCAAUUUGUCUUCAACUUCAUAAUGGACAACGGAGUAGUGCUAAGUUUAGUAGUGAUGUGGAUUUGUUAUCGUUAUGUCAAACCCAACCUUCUCGAUCGUCAGAAAAGGAAUCAAGGACAAGUUUCAGUUGAAAAACAGGUGACUGAAAGCAAAGAAAGUCAAGCUCUUCAAUCUUUAUUUGAUAUGGUUAAAGUUGCUUAUAGACCUGGAGUUCUUGAAAAGAUCAUCAACAUCUUGGAGAAUUCUAAGAUAGAUGUUAAUUGCAAGCAGCCCAAUUCCAGGUCUGGAAUGACAUUAUUUCUGUCUGCUUGUCUCUCUGGAGAAAGAAAGUUACUUGAUUUCAUGCUAAGACAUGGAGCAGAUAUCAGUUCACAGUCAGCCUGGGGUGAUAGUCCAUUACAUCUGGCUACAUUUGCUUGUGCAAACCAAACUAAAUCAGGAGCUGUUGGAGCUGUCACAAUUCUUAUCCAAGCAGGAUGUGACAUUAACUGUAAAAACUGGCAUGGCAAUACCCCACUUUCAAUAGCUGCAACAUAUGGCAAAGAAAAUUUAGUACGUUAUCUUCUUUUCCAAGGUGCUGAUUUAAGUAUUCCAAACAAUGAUGGAAUCUAUCCUGUUGACUUUGCCACCAAUGCAGGCUUUGUAAACAUUGCCAAAUUACUGGCCUUGACUGUUCCCAACAACCAUGUAUGGGAGGUUGUUGAUCCUCACACCCCACCCCACAUUCAGAUGGGACUUCAGACACCCAGGAAACACCACCUUGCUCAGUCAUCUUUUGCUCAGAAGAGACUAAGGCUUCACAUGUUCAGAACACCAGUGAAGAGAUCCCUGAAACCCGAAGAGUGAGGUGGCAACUUCCUGUUUUUUAAGGAGCAUUUCUUGUGUCCUUUUAAUAACACAGCAUAAAUGCUGUGUUGAUUCAAAUUUUGAAAGCAAAAAUAGAAAAUACUCAUGACAACACUUUGGGUUAUGAUAUUUUUAAAUGUUUUAAUGUGAGCUUGAAAAAAAACAAUUUACCCCUUUCAAAAGUUGUACACUACCCUUUUGGUAAUUUUAGAAAUAAUAUAUAUUGCAAUAUAUAUAAGUAAAAUAUAAGUUAUGAUGUCUCAAUAAAGCUUAGCUCUACUCUUA
Nematostella vectensis (starlet sea anemone) is the source of this 1512-nucleotide messenger RNA. RefSeq names its product DNA-binding protein RFXANK. The transcript has 8 exons. The record is from RefSeq and is a predicted model, not a curated record. Gene Ontology annotation, cellular component: Golgi membrane. The coding region runs from base 199 to 1227 and encodes 342 amino acids. Lineage: Eukaryota; Metazoa; Cnidaria; Anthozoa; Actiniaria; Edwardsiidae. Gene Ontology annotation, molecular function: palmitoyltransferase activity; protein binding. Gene Ontology annotation, biological process: protein palmitoylation.